Messenger RNA from Dendrobium catenatum, 888 nucleotides. RefSeq lists its product as uncharacterized. NCBI's taxonomy places the organism in Eukaryota, Viridiplantae, Streptophyta, Magnoliopsida, Asparagales, Orchidaceae. The record is from RefSeq and is a predicted model, not a curated record. Bases 1 to 888 code for a protein of 295 amino acids. The transcript has 2 exons.
AUGGGGACUGGCGUUGAUUGGCUAUUCUCUCGGGCGACGUCCGUAUACGAAUCCCUGCUUUCGGCUAUCCGCAAGGUUUGGAAGCUCAAAGGUAUGAUGAAACUGCUUUCUUUAAGUGAUGGGUUCUUUAUGUUGAAAUUCACGGCGCAUGAAGACUAUGAUAUGGCUUUAUCCGGAGGUGUGUGGUUUUUCCUUGGCAAACCUUUUGUGCUUCAAAAAUGGGUUCCUAAUUUCAAACCUGUGAGAGAAGAGUUCACAUCUAUCCCUAUAUGGUUUAAAAUCCUUGAUUUACCUCUUCCAUGCUGGACUCCGGAAGGAAUUUCGCGGAUUGCCAGUAAGAUCGGUACUCCGAUUGCGGUUGACAAUCUUACAGCCGAAAAACUAGGCUCACGUGAGCCAUUCUCUCUUCGUUUCCAAUAUGAAUGGAAACCAGCACAAUGCGAACACUGUGGAUCUAUUGUGCAUACCCCGGAUUUUUGUUCUUCAAAGCCGGAACCUUUAAAUACUGAUUUUCAAAGUCGGAAGCCCCCGCGGGCGAUCGGCAGAAAUCCCAAUUUCAAACCCAAGCAACCACUAGCUGCUCAACAAAAUGUUCAAUCAUCUGAGGCAUCUGAUCCCAUGUCUAUGCCCUCCUCCUCCACUGCUGCUGCAUCUCUGAAGAUCUCUGACCUCCCAGCGUCUUCCACUCAGCCAACUCCAUCAAAACCGCAGCUCAACUUUCCAACUCCAACUGUGGUAGCCACCCAACAACUGAACAACACUGCUGAGACGACUUUCAUUACUAUCCCAAAUCUAAAUUCACCAACUGAGGAGUCUAUCCCGUCUUCUUCUACUAUCAUCCAGCAACAAGACAAAGUGAUUUCACCUAACAAAUUUGAUAUUCUUUAA